Molecule: messenger RNA, 2209 nt
Organism: Protopterus annectens (West African lungfish)
Lineage: Eukaryota; Metazoa; Chordata; Ceratodontiformes; Protopteridae
Gene: LMO3
Product: LIM domain only 3
Exons: 4
Coding region: 331-837 (168 amino acids)
Biological process (GO): positive regulation of transcription by RNA polymerase II
Cellular component (GO): nucleus
Molecular function (GO): transcription coactivator activity; DNA-binding transcription factor binding
Source: RefSeq, a predicted model, not a curated record
UGUGGCUCUGUGUCAUUCGCCAACAUUUUACACAUCCGCGCCACAGGCGAACGAGCCAAGUCCCCUGUUUGGUGGUCUCGCGACCCUGCUCUGUUUUGUCUGCGUGCCUGCGCGCGCCCGUGUAUUUUAUUGGACGGGCUAUGUUUGUAUGUGCGCGCGUGUACUGGACGGGGUGUGUGUGCACGUAAACUCACUCCAGUGAACGGCUGUGUGGGUUUAGCAUACAGCUGCUGUUCAUCGCUGGACGGAUCUCUCUCUGUACAACAAAACACCGCUACCAGGACGUGACUUUUUAUUCGUUUGAACUCCCUCGCUUUGCCGUGCAAGUUCAUGAAAAACACUACCGGGGCAUUCCGAAGUCAACCCAUGCAGAAAAGCGAGAAAAGUUUUGGUAUACAAAUGCUCUCAGUCCAGCCAGACACCAAGCCGAAAGGUUGUGCUGGCUGCAACCGAAAGAUUAAGGACCGCUAUCUCUUGAAGGCCCUGGACAAGUAUUGGCAUGAGGACUGCCUAAAGUGCGCCUGUUGUGACUGUCGUUUAGGAGAGGUUGGUUCCACACUCUACACCAAAGCUAACCUCAUCCUUUGCCGACGAGAUUACCUGAGGUUAUUUGGUGUCACGGGAAACUGUGCUGCCUGCAGUAAGCUCAUUCCUGCAUUUGAGAUGGUAAUGAGAGCCAAGGAAAAUGUUUACCACCUGGAUUGCUUUGCCUGUCAACUUUGUAAUCAGAGGUUUUGUGUUGGAGACAAAUUUUUCUUGAAAAACAACAUGAUACUCUGCCAGACUGACUAUGAAGAAGGGUUAUUGAAGGAAGGAUAUGCACCCCAGGUUCGCUGACACUCCCCAGAAGAUGUGUGUUGAAAAAGUAGAGAAUUUAUAAGCACUACAUUCUUUUAAGUUUUGUUUGCUCAACUUGUAUAUAAAAACUGACAUCAGGAACUCUCAUCUGACUAGCUUAGCUUUUGGAAGACACUGUGAACACAGUCAGAAUGAAGGCUGGACUCAGCCUGUAUUUGGUGGACUGUUCCUGUUCAGUGAUGAAAUGAAUGAUACUUUAAGGUACUGUACAUAUAUAUAUUGCUGGAUUUUUAAAUUGUUUGCUUGCUAUUGUUUAGGGUUUUUUUAAUGUGUCAUUUGGCAUGAGAUGUUUAUUUUGGACUACUACUAAUGUACAUAAAAGUAUUGCAGCUUCCCAGCAAUGGUUGACAAGUCAGCGUGGGAAAUGAGAGGCAAAAAUAAAACAAGGCAGCACUGUCAUGCUUUUAAAAACAAGGAAUACUGUAAGGAAAAUGGGUAUUGACCCUAACAAAAAGCAGAUGAAAUGUCAGUGUUAUUUGGUAACAUACUGCACACUUUCCAUGUUGGCCCAGCUAAAAAAAACAAAGAAAAAACACUGCCAAAAAGUUUAAUCUUUCAUUGUGCUUUUAUCAGCAUGACAUACUAAUUGCCUUGAAUUGUUUUUGCUGUAAUGUAUUGUAAUAUUUGAAGCACAAAUGUAAUACAGUUUUAUUGUGUUACUAUUUGUGUUCUCCUUGUUGGCUUAUUUGUAUUUUGCAUUUAGUACAAUCAGUGUUUAAAAUUUAUUGUAUAUUUAUGCUUUCUGUAACUACCAACUAUUUUAAAAGGAGCUGUUAACUUUCUAGUAAAAAUGUAAUUAAACAUUUAAAUUCCAUCUAUUUAAAUUUCUGUAUCCACAAGUUUAAGAAUUAGCUAUAAAAGUGGUAUAUGGACCCUUUUGUUUGUAUCUGAGCAGUAUAGUAAUCUACUGCAAGAGAGAAUGAGUGCAUACUUUCAUGUCAUUCACAACACCAAGGUCAAACCAUUAGAAUAUACUAAGUGUGGCGUUAAGGUUGAUUCUUGGCACAUUAGCUGCCUUUGUAUGCAGUGUAGUCUGCUUCACUGGCUAUGAGUUGGUACUACUGCUGCACAUUUCAUCUAUUAUCGCCUGAAGAUCAUGCCCACAGUUGGUGGCAUGAGUUGUACACAGCACUGGCACUACACCACUGUCUGAGGUUGAGGAGACCAGUGCCACCAUGUUAUUUAAAGGGAGUGUAUUAUUUUAUGAAUCAUUUAACUUAUGCCCUAGUUACCUGUCUCUUGUACUGCUUCAAAUGGAAGUUAAAAAGAUCUGUGGUCACCUCUUUUAGCAGAGGAAGACCCAGCUGUCCUAAGCCACAUUUCUUCUCAAUAAAAAAAAAAUUGUAAUUAA